Molecule: messenger RNA, 5193 nt
Organism: Passer domesticus (house sparrow)
Lineage: Eukaryota; Metazoa; Chordata; Aves; Passeriformes; Passeridae
Gene: HIC1
Product: HIC ZBTB transcriptional repressor 1
Exons: 2
Coding region: 1700-3697 (665 amino acids)
Biological process (GO): regulation of transcription by RNA polymerase II
Cellular component (GO): nucleus
Molecular function (GO): protein binding; DNA-binding transcription factor activity, RNA polymerase II-specific
Source: RefSeq, a predicted model, not a curated record
AAAAAAAAAAAGGGAGAGGGGGGAGAAAUUAGUGCCCGGGGAGUUGGGAUUAAACCGCGGCUCUAAGGAGGGUCGCCCACGUCCCGCUCCCAGGAUCCCGGCGCUUCCUGUGGGCAGGAGCCCAGCAUGGGGAGCGAGGAGGGGAGUUUGUGAGCCUGGGAUGAGCCCACGGGCGGUGACACCCCGUCCCGGUCCCCGGGGUGACGUCUCCGCAGUGACCUGGGACGCGCUGAAUCUGAAAGGAAUCUGAGGGUGAGUCGCAGGUGAGUGAUGCUGAGCUGUGAGGGCAAGGGCUGCCACCAGCCUGCCCCCUCCCUGCCGGCACCCAUCCCUUUGUGUCCCAAAUUCAGGGCUGGCCAAACCCUGUCCCAGGCACCAGGGCCCCACAUUGGCUCCCAUUCACCCGGGGGAUCAGGGUUAUGGGGUGAAACCCCAAGAGCCCCAGUGAUGACACUGCUCGGAGUGCCCUGCUCAGCUCAGGGGGUGCCAGCGGGACACCCCAGGAUUAGCAGCCGGCCUGGGGAAGCCCAUCACGAUGCUCUGCUGUACCAGGAGGUUGUGCAAGAGGCUGCGGCUGUGAGAAAGGAGAAGUGAAAGUGUGAAGCGGGAGGCGGCUCCCCCCGCGCCCAGGGGGGUACCCCAUGCUGCACCCCAAGCCCAGCAGCUUUUUCAGAGACGGCUGGAGGGAUAAAGCCGGGGGAAACGUGGCUCUGCCUCCCCCUCCUCCUCCUCAUCCCAAACCACCACAAGCCCCCAGCCCACCCCGAGCCACCGCCACCGCACAUCUGGGCGCCAGCGCUGCGCCCCCCCCGCUCUCUGCUCUCCCCCCUCACCAGUAAAUUGUGCCCGUCUGCCUUCCCUCCCUGCUCCCCAGAACCCUUUCCCCGCUCAUCUCCGCUCAUCGGACACGGCGUUCCACCCCCUGCACCCCAAAACCACGCCACCCCCUCCAGCCUUCCCAGCCCAUGGGUGCCACCCCGCUCUGGGUAUCAGCGUCCAUCCCCCGGGUGGGGCGGCCGGCGAAACCCCUCCGCGCUACCGCUCCCCAGCCCCGUCCGCCCCGUCGGGUCCCACCUGCGCGGGGAGGAGCCGCCGCCGGUACCGGGCGGGUGGGGCGCACCGGGAGCCGCUAGAUGGCGCCCUCCGAGCGGUACCGACGGGGGGGACACAUCGCCCUUCGCCCGGGGACACCCCUGUCCCCCCCUCUGCGGGGCUCCCGGCCCCUCCCGGGCUGUCCCCGGGCAAGGAGCGAUGUCCCAAGGACAGAGACCCCCGAGGGGGCGGUCGGGGCGCGGCAGGAGAAGACCGGGAGGAGGGAAAAACCGGGCUGGGAGGAGGAGGAGGAGACCGGGAUGGGGAGGGAGGGGUGUGUAAAGGGGGGGGCCCGGCUUGUCGGUGCCCCGCCCGGGGAUGGGAGGAGGAAAACCUCCCGCCGUCCCUUUAACAGCCAGCGGCGCUGCUCGGAGUUCAGGCCGGGGUCAGGGGGAGUUCGCAGCCCGGGUUUCACCUCCGAGCUGGCGGCGUCGGGAACCCCGAGGAACCGCUGCUGCUUCUUCCACAACCACCUCCUCCUCCUCUUCCUCCUCCUCCCGUUCCGUAGGACCGGCCGGGAGCGCGGGGUAUGGAGGAAGAGAAGCAGCAGAGGAAGAGGAGGGUGGAGGGGAGCAGCAACCGGCGGCGGCCCCCCCGGGGCUGAGCCAUGAGAGUUCACCGAGACCUCAGCUGGCUGGCGGAGGCCACCGGACGCCCAGGGCGGCGGGCGAGGAGCGGGAUGCUGGACGCCAUGGAGGUGCCGAGCCACUCGCGGCAGCUGCUGCUGCAGCUGAACACGCAGCGCACCAAGGGCUUCCUGUGCGACGUGAUCAUCGUGGUGCAGAACGCGCUUUUCCGCGCGCACAAGAACAUCCUGGCCGCCAGCAGCGCCUACCUCAAGUCGCUGGUGGUCCACGACAACCUGCUCAACCUGGACCAUGAGAUGGUGAGCCCCGGCAUCUUCCGCCUCAUCCUCGACUUCAUCUACACCGGCCGCCUGGCCGAGUGCGAGCCGGGCAGCGAGCAGAGCCUGGGUGCUGUGCUGGCUGCCGCCAGCUACCUCCAGAUCCCCGGCUUGGUGGCCCUUUGCAAGAAGAAGCUGAAGCGCAGCGGCAAGUACUGCCACCUGCGCGGGGGCUACGCGCCCUACAAGCUGGGCCGCGGGCUGCGGGCCGCCACGCCGGUCAUCCAGGCUUGCUACUCGGGGACGCCGCGGCCCGUGGACCUGCCGCCCGUGGAGCCGGCGGCGCCGCUCAACACCCAGUGCGGGGAGCUGUACGCCUCGGCCGCCCAGGGCGCCCCGCUGCACCCCCACGGGCUGUGCCCGCCCGAGCGCCACUGCUCGCCGCCCUGCGGCCUCGACCUGUCCAAGAAGAGCCCCACCGGCCCCUCCGCCCAGCUCCUGCCCACCGACCGCCUGCUGCCCAGCGAGCCCCGCGAGCCCUCGCUGCCCCCACGGCACGACAGCCCCCCCGUCAGCGCCGGCCUCCUGGGCAGCCACGCCGCUGCCUACAAGGACUCCCCGCCGGGCGGCGAGCCGGGGGGGCACCCCCACGCCCCCGACCCCUUCCGCAGCACGCCGCCCUGCGCCGAGCCCCCGCUGCCCCGCGCUGACGGGCGAGAGCUGAUGUACCGCUGGAUGAAGCACGAGCCCCUGGGCCCCUACCUGGACGAGGGGGAGGCGGAGAAGGAGCUGGAGCGGGAGGAGAAGGCCGAAUCGCCGCCUGCGGCACCGCAGCCCCGCUACCCCAGCGUGGAGAGCAACGACCUGGAGCCUGAUAACAGCACGAGCGAGGAGACGGGCAGCAGCGAGGGCCCCUCGCCCGGCGACGCGCUGGACCGCUACUGCAACCACCUGGGCUACGAGCCGGAGAGCCUGGGCGACAACCUGUACGUCUGCAUCCCCUGCGGCAAGGGCUUCCCCAGCUCCGAGCAGCUCAACGCCCACGUGGAGGCCCACAACGAAGAGGAGCUCUAUCACAAGGCAGCGGCCGAGCAGGCCGUGCCCUUCCUGGACAAAGGUGGCCCAGGGCUGGGUGACAUCUUGCGGCCUUACCGCUGCUCCUCCUGCGACAAGUCCUACAAGGACCCGGCCACGCUGCGGCAGCACGAGAAGACGCACUGGCUGACGCGGCCCUACCCCUGCACCAUCUGCGGCAAGAAGUUCACGCAGCGCGGCACCAUGACCCGCCACAUGCGCAGCCACCUCGGCCUGAAGCCCUUCGCCUGCGACGCCUGCGGGAUGCGCUUCACCCGCCAGUACCGCCUGACCGAGCACAUGCGCAUCCACUCGGGCGAGAAGCCCUACGAGUGCCAGGUGUGCGGCGGCAAGUUCGCCCAGCAGCGCAACCUCAUCAGCCACAUGAAGAUGCACGCGGCCGGCCCCGACGGCAAAGCCAAGCUGGACUUCCCCGACAGCGUCUACGCCAUGGCCCGGCUCACCGCCGACCAGCUGGGGCUCAAGCAGGAGAAGGCGGCCGAGCUGCUGUCCCACACCUCGCACUUCCUCAGCGACCCCAAGGCCAUGGAGAGCCUCUACCCCCUGGCCAAGUUCACGGCUGAGCACCUGGGGCUGAGCCAGGACAAGGCGGCCGAGGUGCUGGCGCAGGCUCCACACCUCCACACCGAGGCCGCCCGGACCAUAGAGCGAUACUCGCCCCCCUAGCACCGGCCUGGCCGGGGGGCUGGGGGGGCCGCUGGGCUCCCCUCGCUGCCCCGUGUGGAGCUGGGGGGGGCGAGAGGCGAUGGGUGCUCGUCCCCAGGCGCUGCCGACGGUCCCGGAGAACUCGCUCGUAGCGAAGGUCCCAUGCGAGCUGCUCCGGGAUGGAUGGACGGCGUGUCCCUCGACCAGCGCCCCGGCUUGCCCGGGAGAAGCCGAUAAAUCAGGGACUGACCCCGCGGCACCUCCGCCCCUUGCCGUGGGGGGCGCCGGGACCCCGGCACGGGGCGGCAGCGACGCACAAGCUGUGAGGCCGGGCUGCGGCCCGAGGCUUUGGAGGACAUGAGCCCGCUCCUUACCUCAGGGCUGCCCCCGGCCGAGGGGACGCCCUCGGCAGCGCCGCGUGGCUCCGGCCCCACGGUGGGACCCGCCGGCGCUCGGCUUUGCCGCGACGGGACCCGGACUGUGCCGCGGCCGUGAGUAGCUCGUCCGUCGGGGCCGGAGCGACGGCUCCGUGCUGAGCGGGAGCGGCCGGCGCUGGGCCGGGGCUGUGCGCCCGAGCACGCCCCGGGGGCUCGGGGACGGACUGACGGAGGGGACGGUGGGAUCUGAGCGGCAGCGCGGGACGGGGGAGCGGCGAGGCCGGGGAAUCGCGAUGCUCCUCGCCCCGGAGCAAGCACUGACCUCCCGUCCCGAGCGCAGGGGCUCGGCCGGCUGCUCCCCGUGGUCUUGGGAGGUGGGGCAGGGCCUGUCCCAGACUGAGCCCCUGGGCCCUGCCUCGCCAUCAGGGAUGCCCGGGGCACCCGGGCCAGCCCCGGGACCCGGCGGAUUCGCCCUCGGGCGGCCACUCGCCUUGAUUAUUUUUUAUUUUUUUAUUUUUUGCCAAAGACGCCCGUCUCCAGCGCGGCCGGGCCGGGCCGGGGGGUCCACGACAAAGACAAAGCGGUCUCUGGUUUGUCAGCUACGGGAGGUGGGCAGGGGCUGCGGGAGGGGCCCGUGGGGCAGAGCCCGGGGGGUGCAUGGCCGAGUCCCCCCCGGGCACCUCCUGCCACCACCGCAGCCCCUCUCCCACCUUCUGCUCGGUGUGGGCCAAGUCCCCCCAGCCUGGACCCCCCCGGCCCGUGCCCUGACCCCUCCGUUGGGGCUAAUGUGAAGCUUCUCCCCCCUCCUGAGCCCCCUCCUCUCCUUUGCACACGAGGCUCCGGGCGGCCGCCAGCAGCGACUGCCCCCGGCCUCGCAGCCACUGUGCCUUAGCCUGAGCUGGCCGCUCCUGCCCGGCUGCCCCCGAGCCUCCCGGGGCUGGCCGGGUCCCCCGGGGCCGGCAGUGUCCCCCGGAGCUGCCGCGGGGUGACUGCUGGCGGUGGCAGCACCCAAAGCACAGCUGGCAGCGCCCAGCGGGGCCCCGGCCCCCCCUGUAUCACGUCCAAUUUGUACACGGGCUUCUCGCCCUUUUUUUUUUCUAUAGUCGAAACGGAAUGAGCAAUAAAGUGACAUUAACACGC